AGAUUUCAUUGAGGUUCACCACACAUAACAAGAUCUGGACGAACAAGAACGAAUCACAAUAUAAAUGACAAUAACAACAGAUUCAAAACACAAGGCAAUUCGAUCCCACUGAAGAGCCAAGUGCAAAUUCACCAGGUAGUUUUGAAAGUCCUGUUACCAAAUUAGAGGAAGCUGGCACUCUGCGAACCUCCCAAACAAUCAAGCCACCUUCAGUCGGCCCACGGGGAACGCACCGAAACUGGAACUGUCACUUGCGUGCAGCGCAGAUAGAAAAAUAAACGAAACAAACUUUUCACAACAAUGACAGGCAAGGAGUAACAAAAACAAAAAGGAAAUUUUCACAGAUCAUCGACAGAAACGCAAAUUAAUCUAAAAUUAACGCUUUUAUGCAACGUUUCGACCGCUUUCCCUAACCGUGGCCACAGGCUAGAAAAUCGAAUUUAAAAGGCAAGCAGUAGAAAAAAAGAAAGUUCAUCAGCCCUCACAACAAAGAGUGCAAGGUAGUGCGAAAGAAAAAAAAACAGCUGAAAGAACAGGUACUCUUUGCACAAUUCUUAUUGGAGACGACGUGCGAGGGAUGAGCAAGGGUUCCAACUGGGGCGAACUGCCGGCCCUCGUCCUCACGAACCUGUUCCAGUAUCUGGACUAUCACGACCGUCUGCAGGCCUCGGCCGUUUGCUGGCACUGGCGCUCCGUUAUCUUCCAGCCAAGAUUCUUCAAGGGAAUCCACUUCGAUGUGGCUCGGGAGAACAACAAGAAGAACAGCUUCUUUCUGCAGUCGCUGGCGCACAUUAUCAGCGCCGCCAAGAUUUCUUUCGAUUCGUGCAAUCUGUACGAUGUAGAGCUGGCCACGGAAAUCCUCUACAAGCUCAGCAAAAGCUCCUGUCUCUCUAGCUUGUCGCUUCAACCGAAAUAUGCCACCCUGGUAACACCGGGACGGUUCUACUCCGAGGAAGAAUGGAACUACAUCUACAAACUCUUCGUUGAGCCCAUCAAAGCGCUGCUUAGCCGGCCGAACCCACCCUUCAAGGAGCUCGAUCUGGGAUGCUCGGAAAUCCUGACGCUCCAUGCCGCUGACUUUUUGAACAGCUGCCCCCGGCCCCAGUUCCUGCAGCGGCUGGGGUUCGCCUCGGUUAAGCAGGACCCCAGCCACUACGCGCUCAGUGCCAUCGAGCCGACCCUGUUCGAGAAGUGCCAGGCGCUGCAGCAGCUCUCGCUCGACUACGACACCAUGUGCGACGAGUUUCUGCAGACGCUGCAGCUGUUGCCCCUGCGGCGCCUCACCAUCCACGUGCACGGUCUGGACGAGGAACAUCCGGGCAUAUCGGAGGGGGCGUGGGCCACGUUCUGCGCGAAGAACCCGCAGACCGAGCUGCAUCUGACGCUGGUGUGCGCGUACGAAGCGGUGGACAUCCUGCACAGUCACAUCCUGCGCCCGUCGAUGCCGCUGUCCCACCUGAAGGUGCUGUUCUGUGAGAGGAUCAACUGCGACGCCUUGGAGUACCUUUCUCGUUACUACAAGGAAACCCUGAAAAGUAUGAUCUGGGUUGAUUCAAUGCGCAUCCAGGAGUACCGAAACAUCAUGGAGCUCGUCCUUCGCACCGAGCAGGACCCGCUGGUAAUGAUGGCGUGGCGCUGCAAGAAACUCGAGGAGAUCGUCAUCCACGGUUACGUGCUGGAUCCGCACAACCUCGUUGGGAUUUCCCGACUGCGUGGUAGGGAUCUAAAGGUCCUCGAGGUGUCCCGUAUCGACCUAUCGAUGCCGUCGGUCAUGAUGACGCCCUUCAUCGAGGAAAUCAGCACCCAGCUGGGACAAAAGUGGGCACCGCUGGAUCCGAAAACACUACCAGCGGCACUCGGCUUCUAUCCGGUGUCGGACGACGUCCGUGAUCAGUACAUUUUGCGCUACAUUCGCAACGGUAGCUCAACCUAGACAGUGAAGCUGAACGCAAGGUAGGUUAAUCCCAACGAAGCAAAGUGAUCCUCGAUCGAUCGGCGUCGGCAGUUAGCUUGAAGCACGACGCAGUUGGAGUUUUGGACGGGCAUGCACGUGGUAGAAGUAUAGCACAUUAUAGUAAAAGGAAAAUUGUGGAAAGAGUACUCUAUAAAGUUACACUUAUAAAUCUUCAUCGUAUUUCGUAAGGAAACGCAAGGAAGCGUCCUAUAGAUCGGUAAGGUGCGCAUUCCUCCCCACAACAACAGCUUAACCCGUUGCGCGCGAAAGUCAAUUUAGUGUGUGUGGAAAUAUCGGAAUGCUUUCACUUCAGUUAGAGCGCCGCAGCUUGAAGCAACAGCGAAACAUUACCUUAAACACGAAGCAAAACGAAACACCGAGGCAAACCCUACUCUAGAUAAAUUUGGUUUAGAAUGAAGUGAGAUUUGUUAGAGGAAAAUUGCAUUAAAUUGUGCAAUCGAGAUUGAGGAUGAAGUAGGAAAAAGAAAAGAAAAACGACUCUUUUAAGAGAAAACACACAAACCGAUGUACAGAGCAAACAACAACAACAACAGAUCUGUGAUUUAUUUUUGCGGUUAAGAUAUUUAUUUUUCAUAUAUUUUCGAAUUUAUUGAUUGUAUGUAUACAGAACAUCAAACAACUGAAAUUAUAUAGUGUUAUAUAUUUUGUUUUCUUCAAAAAUAUUUAUUAAAAAAUUAGGUUAGCAAUCAUAUUGACAAAAAGUGUGCUUGGGCAUUAGCCUGUCCCAUUUUGAGGUCAUGUCGAGGAAUUUCAGGUGCUCACUUCUUAAAUGAUAGAUUAUGAUGUUAGGAACAAUGUUUUCUUAGACAAGAAAAAAUAAUAAAAUACUUUCUCGCACCCCCUAGUCGAUUUACUGAAAAAUGUCACUUUUUUGAACAAAUUUUCUAAAAUCGCUUGGAAUCAAUACAAAAACUGAUUCGAUCUGGUGAGUAUUAUCUUCAAACGAUAGGUUUUUGUCCAUAGAUUAAGAUGCACUAUCAAUAUUGGACCAAAAUCUAAGUUUUUGGACUCUCCCAGGCGGAUUUAUGUCGAAAAAAUCGCAUUUUUUUGAAACUUUUUUCAGAAAUGCUCAUUUAAUUUAGGGUAGUCUAUUUUUCCCAGUAAAACCAAUACAUGCAGCUUGUAGGAAAUUUCAUGGCGAACAUUUUUCCCUCUGAGAAAAUGCAAUUUCGACACUCCAGAGCCGAGAUAUUUAAGUUUUAGUGAGGAAAAAAGUGCCAAUUUUCAAAAUUUCUCAGAAUUCAGAAGCAAGGCCUACUAAUUACCCGAUGUUGCAAGCAUGUGUCGCAAAGGUCAGGGUAUGCUUUCUUAUAGUAAUUUUGGCCGCUGAAUCCGAAUCUGAAAUCAAAUUUCGUGUAAACAGUGAUGUUUUGUAGCUACACCCUUUUGGAAUGUUAUUUGCGUGAUUAAAUCGCUGCCAUUCAAAUUGCUUGCAAGUUCGGUCAUACUUUUUUCGGUUUUCGUAAAUACCACUUUGAUUCAGCGAUUUUCCACUCUCCAUAUCAAAAAGAUUUGUUUUGUAUGGAAAUUGGGGAGGAGGGGGUCCACGUGGUUUAUGGAUAGUCCCUAAGCCACCACCAAAUAACAAUAUGCGAUUUUUCGAAUUGCUUAAGAUAAUCAAAACGUAAAAAACAUUUAACAGAUCUGUAAGUAAAAAAUCAAUCAAAGUGGAACGAAAACCGAGAAAAGUAUGACCGAACUUGCAAGCAAUUUGAAUGGCAGCGAUUUAAUUACGCAAAUAACAUUCCAAAAGGGUGUAGCUACAAAACAUCACUGUUUACACGAAAUUUGAUUUCAGAUUCGGAUUCAGCGGCCAAAAUUACUAUAAGAAAGCAUACCCUGACCUUUGCGAUACAUGCUUGCAACAUCGGGUAAUUAAUAGGCCUUGCUUCUGAAUUCUGAGAAAUUUUGAAAAUUGGCACUUUUUUCCUCACUAAAACUUAAAUAUCUCGGCUCUGGAGUGUCGAAAUUGCAUUUUCUCAGAGGGAAAAAUGUUCGCCAUGAAAUUUCCUACAAGCUGCAUGUAUUGGUUUUACUGGGAAAAAUAGACUACCCUAAAUUAAAUGAGCAUUUCUGAAAAAAGUUUCAAAAAAAUGCGAUUUUUUCGACAUAAAUCCGCCUGGGAGAGUCCAAAAACUUAGAUUUUGGUCCAAUAUUGAUAGUGCAUCUUAAUCUAUGGACAAAAACCUAUCGUUUGAAGAUAAUACUCACCAGAUCGAAUCAGUUUUUGUAUUGAUUCCAAGCGAUUUUAGAAAAUUUGUUCAAAAAAGUGACAUUUUUCAGUAAAUCGACUAGGGGGUGCGAGAAAGUAUUUUAUUAUUUUUUCUUGUCUAAGAAAACAUUGUUCCUAACAUCAUAAUCUAUCAUUUAAGAAGUGAGCACCUGAAAUUCCUCGACAUGACCUCAAAAUGGGACAGGCUAUUGGGCAUGGCUCAAACCCCUAAAGGUGGUGUUCUAUUGUGGGAAACCGUGUUUCGAAUUAUGUAAAAUUUCAGUUUCGAAAGAUAAUGUGCGUGUGUUAUCCCACCAAUUUAAUAUACGUAGGCCGGCUACGAAAUUCUGGAAAGGGCUGUUCUUAGCCAAGUUAGGGUGGAUCCAAAAAUAGAAAUUUUCGAAAAAUAAUAAUCUAAGAACAUUUCAUGACUUCUCGACAGAUGACAGGAAAAGUAAGUAGUUUCACAACGGAGCCAACUUAUAAAUUGGGUGAAAAAUUAGUUUUCCUAAGUGAGUCUUGGAACUUUUCGUCCAAGUGGAAAAAUAAUAGGCGGAAUAAGUGUUAACUUAGCAAACAAAAGAGUAAUUUUUUUCGCGUUGUUACACAUGUUUGGGAAUGAAAAAACAAUAUGGCGCAGCAGGCCUUGCGUGCGCUCGCUCGAUCGUUGUCGUUGUGUUGGUGUCAUCUCGCUGCUGAGGCCGAGGGGUCGGCACACGGUUUAAUUACCAAUAGUAAGCAGUUCUCUCAGAUAUCGGUCAUUCGAUUUUUUUUUGUAUCGAUAUCGUUUUUGUAUGGAAAGCUGCCAAAUUUGUAUGGAAAAUUAUAUGGACAAACUAAUGAUGCAAAAUGGCUUCUUCGGACAUACCGAAGGCACCAAAAAAGUUUCAGUCGGGUUAAAAAUUACAAAAAAUAUCAUUUUAAUUAAAAUUAUCAAAUUUAUCAACUCGUGUAGGCACCCUAAUGUAGCCUUGUAUGGAAGAACUAAUGAUGCAAAAUGGCUUAUUUAAUAAACAAAUAAUUAGAAAGAAAUUUUCAUAUUGCGAAUUAUGAAAUUAUUAGUAUUUUCAAAAAAAAAAGAUUCUUUGUUAGAAUUUGAGUAUUUAACACAAAAAAAACACUGAUCUUUGAAAAUCUAAAACAUAUUCAAAACAAAAAAACAUAUUUUUUUUUUUUUCAUAUUGCGAAUUAUGAAAUUAUUAGUAUUUUCAAAAAAAAAGAUUCUUUGUUAGAAUUUGAGUAUUUAACACAAAAAAAAACACUGAUCUUUAAAAAUUUAAAACAUAUUUAAUUUUCACAUUUUUUAAUAGAGGUUUUAUGGUGUAUUUUUAAACCAAAAACCAUGCACCAAGCACACUAAUUCCAUUACAAAAUCAUCCAAUUAUGUUACUGAGUUAAAUUUUCCGUUGAAAAUUGUGGUGAUAAAUUGUAGAUCACGCACGGUUUGUUAAGAGCGAAAGGUGAUUAAGGUAUUAAAGACGAAGACUACAAAAGCUCUACUGUUGCUCUAAAUUAGCAGGCAAUCGAAGCAAGAUUCAAGAAUAAUAGACACAAAAUAUAUUCAUCUGCAUGCAACCCAAUCGGUAUUAGGUUUUACGCCGUGACGUCAUUUGACAGCUCGUGUGCACUAUUUACAUGGUCUUCGUCGAUUUUCGACGAAAUUCCCCGAACAAAAUCGACGACCGCAUCGAACUAUGCUAAGUCUAUGUAAACAGUGCACUCCUUUCUAACCUCCAAAUCGAGGCGGCGUAAAACCUAAUUUUAUAUAUUGUAUCUCUAGAAGUGAUUAUAAACACUAGACAAACAGAAAAAAAUGGAAGAGGAGGAAUGAUUUGUGUACUGUGUACCUUAACGGAAAAAAAAGAUUAUGAAAAAAAACAAACUGUAAGCAAAAUCAAAUCGAAUGCAAGAAUAAUAUCUUUAAACAUAUUUUUAUACACUUAUAAUAUGACUUAUCCCGAAACUGAAGAUUGAAUUUACGUUAUGUCUCAAACAAAACCGUUUCGUUAUUUCCCCUAGUCAGCAAAGAGAGCAAGUCAAAACGCGGAGUGAACAACUCACAAAAAAAAACACAAAGUGAACUAGGAAAAUGAAAAGUUUGCUAAGAGAACAACACACAAACACUAAUCAGUUAAGGAAGUGCUAGCAAGGAACCGAAACACAUCCUCAACGAGUAGAA
Messenger RNA from Culex pipiens pallens (northern house mosquito), 6366 nucleotides. Its product is annotated as F-box only protein 33. Gene Ontology annotation, molecular function: protein binding. Gene Ontology annotation, biological process: SCF-dependent proteasomal ubiquitin-dependent protein catabolic process; positive regulation of protein ubiquitination. The record is from RefSeq and is a predicted model, not a curated record. NCBI's taxonomy places the organism in Eukaryota, Metazoa, Arthropoda, Insecta, Diptera, Culicidae. The coding region runs from base 578 to 1933 and encodes 451 amino acids. The transcript has 9 exons. Gene Ontology annotation, cellular component: SCF ubiquitin ligase complex.